GCAAACACUAUAAUCAUGAAUAUCUAAAGAAAAUGUCACUACAGCAUAUUUUCUUUGGAGAUAUAUGCAGGACUAUCAUAAACAUCUUUAUUCUGUUUUAACAGGUUCUUCAGAAAGGAGAGGGGAAUUUGAUUGUGUACAGGAGACCAGGCGUCCCAGCAAAUGCAUAUGACUAUAUUCACUGUCGUUUUUGUAAAGGUUUUUACCAUCACAAACUUCUAUGGUCACAUGUCAAAACCUGCAGUUUAAACCAGAUGGGGCUGAAAAUGACACUGAGAGAAACUUCAUUAGAGAAGCUAGAUGUGAAAUAGCCCCAUUUCUUCAACAACAGGAUGAAGAUAUUGAAAUGUUAGAUGAAGUUAUUGAUAAAAUGAAAGAAACCAAAGAAAAUCCUGGUCUGAAGAAAGUUUGUCAGGAAGAUGAGUUAAUAAGACAGUUUGGGUUGUAUCAUCUGGGAAGAUUGGGACCACUAGAAGAGCAAAGACUGAAAGACCAAGACAAUGUGAGAACAAAAAUGAGAAGCUUAGCCAGACUGCUUGUAAGAUUAAAUGGAGAGGAACUGUUCAGCUAUCCUUUAAGCCAUUUCAUCUGUGCUCAAAAAUUUGAUUUGGUGGCAAAAACUGUGAAAGAAAUGUAUCAAGAAAUUGGUUCAUCACAGCUGGGCUUAAACUUAGGACAUUAUAUAAAACAGGUAAGCCUGCUGAAAUCAAGCAUGUGCCUUCGCAGACAGGACUGUGGGCGGAAAAAAGAGGCAAACGAGUUCACGGAAAUGUUCGAUGCCGAGUGGAAGGGAAAGGUUUCAUCAGUCGCCAACAGAAGCAAGCGUCUAAAAGCAAUGAACAAAAGAUGUGAACUUCCUUCUACUGAAGAUUUGGUGUCCCUCAAAAAAAUUCUUGUGGAAGAAAUACAAAUAAAAAUGGAAAACCCAGCACCAACAUAUCCCGAGUAUGUGUACAUAACACACUUACUGAUCGCCCGCAUAGCACUCUUCAACAAAAGAAGAGUAAAUGAGGUCUCUGAGCUGAAAGUGAGUGACUUCCAGAAGCGAAUAAGAGGAGAUGAAUUAGACACAAACACCGAAAUCUACAAUUCCCUGGCUGUCAGUGAAAAGGCUCUGUUAAAGAGAAUGGAACUUCUUGAGGUAAGAGGGAAGAGCACUCGGGGACUGAGGAAGGUGUUUGUAAUUCUAAGCACCGACAUGGUGGAAGGUUUGUCGCACCUCUUGAUGGUUCGUGCACAGGCUGGUGUACCAUCAACAAACACGUUCCUAUUCUCCAGAUGUACAGAUUCACCACAGGAUGGCUGUGAAGCACUGAGAGUGGUCACAUCUAAGUGUCACAAUCUUGCCUUUCCAGAACGGGUCAGGACAACAAAACUGAGAAAGUAUUUGGCAACUACUACUCAGAUAAUGGAUAUGAGAGAUGAUGAGCUGAAGUUAAUUGCUGAUCACAUGGGACACUCUGUUGCCAUACAUACUGAAGUGUACAGAAUGCCGACGUCAGUGCUUGAACGAACAAAAGUUGCAAGGGCUCUUCUAGCUUUAGAAGAUGGUAAACUACAGGGGUUUAAUGGUCGCAACCUUUCGUCGGUCAGCCUUGAUGAAUUGCCUGAACCUGAACCUGAACCUUACGAAGCAGGGUCAUUUGAAGAAUUGUCUGAACCAGACAACAGCUAUGAGGAUGUUCCUGAAGUUGAAACAGAAGCUGUACAGAAGCCUCAUGCAUGUACAGGAUAAAAAAAAACGAUGGUCGAAAGAGGAGAAGAGUGCUCUACGGGAAGCCUUUGACAUUCAGAUAAAAAUGCAGAAAAACGUUUCAACAAUGGAGAUCAGGAAAGCACAGAAGUGUUAUCCUGUGUUGCAAGGCAGAUCAGAAGCUGUUAUUCGGACAAAAAUAAACAACAUCAAAUUAGGAAAAUACAAAAAAAUAUGAACUGAAUUCAACCACUGCUAGAUAAGGGUAAUUUAAAAAAAAUAAAGCCAUUGGUUUACAGUUGUAUGAUCAUGAACAUUGUUUGUGUCAGAAUGCAGAAAUUGAUGAGUGAAUUGGACUUUGCAAAGACAUGUGUUUUUGAAAUUAUAAAUGACUUUCACUGUUUAGUUUUCGCAGUGACCUUUGGAGGAAAUUGCUUUUCCAAUCAAUAACUGGAGAACCGUUGGGCCAAGCUUUGUGAAACUUAAUAGGGAGGUUUGUUUUUUAGUUGACCUCUAUUGUUUUUAGGUGACUCGGUCAAAGGUCAAAGUGACCUUGUAUGUUCAAACACUGUGAAAGAGUUGGGCCUAAGUUAAAGAAACAUAGUGUAGUUGGCUGUGACCAGUAGAUGGCACCUAUGAAUUUUCAGGUCACAGAAUAAGUUCAAGGUCGUAAGUGCAAUGUUGCAUAUAGAGAUAUUGUAUACUCUCAUUUUGCGACAAAUAUUGGCAUGGGGCAUCUGUGUUGUAUGGACAUAUUUCUAGUUCAUCAAGCGAGUUUGUAUUUGUACCUGCCAUGCAUCGGCAUUGACUAAUGGAUCAGUCUGGGUGCAAGGUGUGCAGUCUGAUCUGGGUCACACUGUUUGCUAAUCACCAGUAAUUAUUGUAGAUCUCUUAUGAACAGCAUGGCCCAGUUUAGACUUCGAUCUCAAGAGCAGUUUGGUCUAAGUCAAUGCUGGUUGCUGAUGCAUGAUGGUUGCUUGUUGUACAUCAGACCUUAUUUGUACCUGUUUAAACAUUAUUUUCUUACUUUUGUCAGUUUUUUUUUUUCAUUUGUUGUGUCAUUAUAUUUAAGGUCCAGAAGCACAGUUGUCAAUUACGUUGGAGCAGUAUUAGAGUCACUACAUUACUUAAACAUACUGAUCUUUUUUAGCUAUUGUGAUCACUAGGUUGUCGAUAUUGUCUGCGCCAUCGUCAGCCACGGCGUGCAAAAACUUUUAUGUAAGCCAUAACAUUGCCAUUUAUUAUCGCAAAUGGCAAGAGCUUUCAAAUGGCUAAUAUUUCAUUGAGUGUGACCUUCUUGGUGACCUUCAAAAAAAAGACAAGCAUUGGGGCAUUACGGCUCUUGUUUCAUAAAAAAAAAUAUUUGUUCAAGGUAACUACAAUUAGUCCUCUACAACUUUCACAUUUCAUUUAGUUCAACAGUUCUAUCACAUUUUACAAGUUUUACAUAUUUUUGAGAAAAAAAGUAAAGCUGUGCUACUGUGGACAUUUAUUGUUUUACUCUUUUUUAUUAUUAAUUAAUGAUCUUUAAGAUUGGUAUCUUCAUUCCAUUUUGGACAUGGUCUGGUCAGUAUUAGUAUUAUACAUAUGAAUGUUAGAAGGUUCAUAUACAUAUAUGUUUGCAAUUACAAGAUAAAAAUGCAGAUAAUAUUGCAGCCAAAUUGUGUUACAAUGUAUUACUAUCUGAUGUGUUGUGUGUCAUUGAAUAGCAUAAUCCAUGAGACAUCUUGCACCCAAGCUGAUCCAGGCAAAUGCUGGUCAUGCCCAAAGAAUUUUAUCUGCCAUUGAUUCUUAGAAUUGUAAGGUUUGUGCCCAGCACAUCAUCAGGCACAUUGAAUUUUUACCGUAAUGUAACAAUAAUACAUUGUUCUGGUUCUUACAUAGUUUCAAAUCGUGUAUUACUGUAUACAAAGUUCCCAUUUUAUGUCAUGGGCACAUGCAAGAUGCACAGAGUUGGCAAUAUUGAUAGUCCAGCAAUAUCAGUAGAUUUCUAUAUGAAAUGUAUAU
Messenger RNA from Mya arenaria, 3700 nucleotides. RefSeq lists its product as uncharacterized. The record is from RefSeq and is a predicted model, not a curated record. Gene Ontology annotation, molecular function: DNA binding. Bases 221 to 1735 code for a protein of 504 amino acids. The transcript is spliced from 5 exons. NCBI's taxonomy places the organism in Eukaryota, Metazoa, Mollusca, Bivalvia, Myida, Myidae. Gene Ontology annotation, biological process: DNA integration; DNA recombination.